Molecule: messenger RNA, 2922 nt
Organism: Drosophila elegans
Lineage: Eukaryota; Metazoa; Arthropoda; Insecta; Diptera; Drosophilidae
Exons: 2
Coding region: 1-2922 (973 amino acids)
Biological process (GO): proteolysis
Molecular function (GO): aspartic-type endopeptidase activity
Source: RefSeq, a predicted model, not a curated record
AUGUCGACGUGGGUGUACCUAGCAACUAAGGCGGAUCUGAUCAAGUACGCAAGAGAGUUCGGAUUAGACACAACAGGAAAAGUGGAGGAGCUAAGACAGAUACUGUCAGCAUUCGCAAAGAACCCAAACCACACGGAGACGAUCAUGCAAAGACUAGGAGUACUAACAGAGAAGCACAGGAAGGAAAAAGGAGCAACGGAUCAGAACAGCACACCAGCGGAGGAACUCAACACGAUGGCGAACCAGAUCGACAUACGGGUCAAACAAACCAACACCCCACCACGGCGGGAAUCGGAAACUCCAGACAUACCGGACAGAAAGGUAGAAGUGGAAAUCUUAGACCGAGUAAGGAGUUGGGGGAUCCGCUACCAAGGAGCAACCAAUCCCUUGGAAUUCAUCAGCAAGAUGGAGGAAUGGACCAAAGGCUACGGCAUACACAAGGAUGCCCUGAUCCAGACGAUGCCAUUCAUCCUAGAAGGAGUAGCAGUGGACUGGUGGAACACCACACCGAGCCAGAUAAGGACAUGGGAGGACCUCAGGGAGGAACAGUUAGAAUAUUUUUUGCCACCAAGAUAUCAGGAACAGUUGGAAACACAAAUCACUCAACUACGGCAGCGAGAAACAGAACCAACAAGGGAAUACGCAAUGAACCUGAGGAAAAUAAUGAGAUUUACAGAGUAUUCAGAAGAGACAAAGCUGGACCGAAUAUACAGAAACUGCAGAAGUAAAAUAAAGCUCUACACGAGACGGUCGGGAUUUAAAACAUUGACAGAAUUCCUGAGGAAACCAGAACUUUACGUCGGAAAUCUGCAUAAGAUGCGGAGGAACAGGGCACGCCGCAAGAACCUGCACAAACCCCCCAAGACUGUUUUGCUGGGUAUGCGGCAGAAAUGGAACAAGAACAACGGAAUGUUGCCGAGCUGGAACGGGAAACGCCAGAGGCCUGAGCAGGUAACGCUGGUAGCUCAGGACCAAAAACAAAUACCAGCGACAGGGGAACAAUUAAGUUGUGACGGAUUCCAAAUAUUUGCCACGGUAAAAAUCGGACCAGUAAAAGCAAAAGGAACAGUGGACACAGGAGCGUCACGGAGUGUGAUCAGCAAGAGAAGAUACAACGAAUUGAGAAAAUAUGGAAAAUGGAGGAAGGAAAGGACAGAAAUAACAUUAGCGAACGGAUCAAAGCAAAGAUCGGAUGGAGACUUUACUACCAACAUACAGUUCGCAGGAGAAGAAUUCGAGUUGGAUUUCCUCAUCUUAAACCAGGUGACAGGAGGAAUAUUAUUAGGAAUAGACUUUCUGGCCAAAACACGCACAAGAAUCCAAUGCGGCAAUCUGGAAUUAGAUAUCACCGAGGCAGAGACAACAGAAGGCGAAAUAGAACCCGAGCAGAGCACAGACGAUACGGAACCGACGGAGGAGGAAAUCAGCAAAUUUCUGGAACAACAAAGGCAAGUAUUCGAGGGAAUGAAGGGAACCAGUAAUAUCACGACACAUAAAAUUUACAUGAAGGACGACAGACCGGUAAAACAACGAUACUACCCACUGAACCCGAAACAACAAGCGAUAAUAAAUGAACAAGUGGAUGAAUUGCUAGCACUAGGGUUGAUUGAACCAUCACACAGUCCAUACAGCGCGCCAGUAGUAUUGGUAAAAAAGAAGAACAACGAGUGGAAAAUGUGUGUGGACUAUCGGCUGUUGAACGAAAGAACGGAAAAAGACGCCUACCCUGUACCAAGGAUGGACUUUAUAUUAAACCAGCUAAGAGAAGCAAAGUUCAUAAGCACGCUAGACCUGAAAUCGGGGUAUUGGCAGAUACCAAUGGAAGGUCUCAGUCGACAAUACACAGCGUUCACAGUACCGGGACGAGGCUUGUUCCAGUGGAAGGUCAUGCCGUUCGGACUCACGACAGCACCAGCCACAUUCCAGAGAGCUCUAGACAAGGUCAUAGGCCCAGAGAUGGAGCCAUUCGCGUUCGCAUACCUGGACGAUAUCGUGGUAAUCGGAAGAAACAAAAAAGAACACUUGGAGAAAUUAAGAGAGGUUUUCAGAAGGUUGCAAGCGGCAAACCUAAAGAUAAAUGCAGAAAAGUGUCAUUUCUUCCAAACCGAGCUAAAAUACUUGGGACACAUUGUAACCGACAGAGGCAUCAGGACGGACCCGGAGAAAGUGGCAGCCAUUCGAGAAUUACCAGCCCCAAAAGGCACUAAGGAAGUACACAGCUUUUUAGGGAUGGCAUCAUGGUACAGGAAAUUCACCCCAGGGUUCACAGAGAAAGCAAGCGCCCUACAAGAACUGGUAAAGAAAGGAAAAAAAUUCGAAUGGCGGACAGAACAUCAAGAGGCGUUCGAGAAGAUUAAAGAAAGUUUAACAAUGGCACCAGUACUAGCAUGCCCAGACUUCACCAAACAAUUCAAACUACAAACGGACGCAAGCGAGCUGGGGAUAGGAGCAGUAUUAACCCAGGAAGACGCCGAGGGGGAACAUGUCAUCUCACACGCAAGCCGAAAGCUGAGCAAGGAAGAGCAAAACUAUAGCGCCACAGAAAAAGAGUGCCUGGCAAUCUACUGGAGCAUCAACAAAUACAAAAUGUAUCUGGAAGGAUACCGAUUUGUAGUGGUGACGGAUCACCUAGCGUUGAAAUGGCUAAACUCCAUAGAAAGCCCUUCAGGGAGGGUAGCCAGAUGGGCGCUCGGACUACAACCGUUCCAAUUCGAGAUUAGAUACCGAAAAGGAAAAUUGAACGCAGUAGCAGACGCAUUGUCCAGGGCCCCACCAGUAGAAAUAAAGUCCGCGAAUUGUCAGGGCGACUGGUUGAAGGAGGCAUACGAGGAGGCGCAGAAAGACCCGAGCAUCACAGAAUUCAGAAUAGAAGGAGAAAGACUCUACAAAAGAUGCGGGAGAGAAAGGGACAGACAACCAUAG